Parastagonospora nodorum SN15 is the source of this 1008-nucleotide messenger RNA. RefSeq lists its product as hypothetical. The transcript has 4 exons. Gene Ontology annotation, molecular function: oxidoreductase activity, acting on single donors with incorporation of molecular oxygen, incorporation of two atoms of oxygen; iron ion binding. NCBI's taxonomy places the organism in Eukaryota, Fungi, Ascomycota, Dothideomycetes, Pleosporales, Phaeosphaeriaceae. The record is from RefSeq and is a predicted model, not a curated record. Bases 1 to 1008 code for a protein of 335 amino acids.
AUGGUCAAACUCAAGCUUGCCAGGCUUGCCUUGGCCGUCAUGGCCUUACUUUGUCUCUACUCUUCUGCGUGGGCUCAUGCGCAAAUGUCCUCUGACGAGCGUGCACAGCAUCAUAGCAAUACCAAGCGUGAUAGCGAAGCUUUGAGCCAGUGUCUGCAGUCGCCGGAGAUGCAUGAGCACAACAUACACACGACCGCCCAUCGGGACGACACUCUCUAUCGUCUCCGCAAAGCGCAUACUCUUCGCAGAGACCUCAUACAGCGUAACCGCGAAUCCGCCAACAAAUGGGCCGCUGUGAAGCAUGGAGAAUCACCUGGCCAUUCUCAAGACCCUCAAGACAUCUUCAACUUCCGCUGGAACGAGGAUCCCACGUACAACAACACUGGCUGCGCAUUAGCUGGCCUAUCGACAUACGGCCCAUACUGGCACGAGGGCCAGACGAGGCGCGCGGACAUUCGCGCCGGACAGGACGGUGUUUACCUGCGCCUGGCAAUACAGAUCAUCGACGUGUCCACGUGCAAUCCUCUUUCCGGCGCGCAAGUUGAUACAUGGCAAGCCACCUCGAUGGGCGAGUACAGUUCGACCAUGAACGGCUACCUCCGCGGCUGGCAACCUUCUUCGAAACAUGGAACUGUCGAUUUUGACACCAUCUUCCCGGGACACUACAGCGGUCGCGCAUCCCACAUUCACAUUGUUGUUCGCGCGCUGGAAGAGAAACGCGUAGUACAAUUCGGCAUGAUCUACUUCGACCAGGACAUUCGGGAUGAAGUUGAGCGGACCGGCAAGUACAAGAACAACAAGCAAGAACUAAAAGAUAAUAUCGGCGACGACUUUAUCCAAUAUGAUUCGUCAGACUCGUAUGACCCGUAUGUCCGAUGGGCCAGAAUCGGUAACGGUCUGGAUGGGGGUUUGCUUGGAUGGAUUACGAUCGGAGUGAACACUAAGGAUAACCACGUUCCGCAGCCGCCCAACUCAAAGCGUAGCGUCAUCGACUGGCACCUCGAGUAA